Molecule: messenger RNA, 305 nt
Organism: Adineta steineri
Lineage: Eukaryota; Metazoa; Rotifera; Eurotatoria; Adinetida; Adinetidae
Source: the annotation of a GenBank genome assembly
AUGCAAGUAUCAUUUGCUAUUCUUGUCGCUCUGGUCUUGUUGGGUUCUAUCUACUCAGCAUCGAUACCUACGCAGUUUGAUCGUGAUCUUAUUCAAACUGAAGUUCAAUUCUUGGCAUCACUCACACCACAACAACGCAACAUUUGGAAUUCAAUCAAAGACCAGUUGGUUCAUGGCGCUAUUAAUACAGUUCUCAGUUCAGUCCUUGGUAAACGUAAUGUUGAUAAUGCUGAAACUGAAUUAUUCUUGGAAUCUCUUACACCACAACAACGUAACAUUUGGAAUUCAAUCAAAGACCAGUUGGU